Messenger RNA from Cylicocyclus nassatus, 2424 nucleotides. The record is from the annotation of a GenBank genome assembly. Lineage: Eukaryota; Metazoa; Nematoda; Chromadorea; Rhabditida; Strongylidae.
AUGAUUAUUUUGCAUCAAAACCAUUUUCAUUUCGGUUCGGUUCGCGACUGCUCCUCUCACUUCUCGCUACCUCUGCCUUACUUACUAGUGGUUUGGUCUUCAAAUCUGGAGAAUCUCUCUAACUUAGAGAUGGCUGCCGACCCGGCAACAACACGGGUGUGCUUUGCUGUGGAUGUGGAGGACGUUGACCCAUCGUCUUUCGUACUCGUCACCGGCUCUACGGCCUCUCUCGGACAAUGGGAUCCCCUCAAGGCGAUGACCCUCACUCAGGAUGCCGACAGACCUACUCGUUGGCGUGGUUUCGUGGACACAACGGACGAUGAAGUCCGUUUCCGAUAUUUCAUUGGAUACUUUCUGAGUUCCGAGCAGGGGCAGCGUCUAAUCAUAGAUAGAUGGGAAUCUUUCCUCAAUCCGCGAUGCUGUGUUAUUAAAGCGGAACACAAGGGUACAACACGCAGGGCAAAUCAUGUUGAUCUUUUUGGGUACUUCGCCGGGCACAAAGUUCUGUCAGAGGGAUGGUUACAGUAUGAUGAUGAAAAUCAGAUCCUUCUCCGACUUCAUGGGAACGCUCUCAAGUUUUAUAAGUCGGCAAAAGAGCGAAAGAAUUGUACAGUGAGGAUUAAUCCCAUGGAUGUCCGUCAACGUUUGAGAGGCGGAGCUCACAUAAGUUUUAGUUAUGGUGUGGAUGAAGAAGAUGAUGAAGACGAUGCAAACGCACUCCCUUAUCCUAGCCAUUCUUCGAUUUCCGUUGCGGUUCUUUCGGACAAAAAUCCCAAAUUCAGACCUCAACCAGAUGUUGGGAUAACCUUUAACAACAACAAAGAUUACGUCGUUUACAAGACGCACUCUGUUGCUGUGGAGUUCCUCGCAUUUUAUAUCGAGAUCUUCUCAGAGGAGGGGAAAAGGAUUGGUGCUUGCUAUGCUCUACCGUCUUCACUCACUGACUCCUGUGGCCUUUCGCAACUGCCUUUCAUCAACUCAUCUGGAAGACCGAUUGGACAGAUAACUGUGGAAUACCUGUUCGUGAGAAACCUUCGUCGACCUGUUCCUACGCAGAACAUGGAGGUGUCAUACAGUAGGCAUUGGAAGAAAAGAAACACCAUAGAAGUGGGUCACCGUGGCGCUGGAAACUCCUACACAAAGUUUGCAGCCGCUCGUGAAAACACUAUCUUCUCGCUCAAUACUGCUGCAAAAAAUGGAGCUGAUUACGUUGAGUUCGACGUACAACUGACGAAGGAUAAGGUUGCUGUAAUCUAUCACGACUUCCAUGUGCUCGUCUCCGUAGCAAAACGUCAUCCACCACUCCCUGAAAUAUUGCAUCCAGCGGAUGUGCACAGCGAGAAGCUCAUUGAGUUUUAUGAAAUACCGGUGAAGGAUUUGAAGCUGAGUCAGUUGAAGCUGUUGAUGCUGGACCACGUAAACUAUCGUCAAAUGAAGGAAAAAGUCAAGAAGCUGGUUGAGGACGGUGAAGAAGAAGAAGAUUUCAAACCAUUUCCCACAUUGAUUGAGGCACUUACUAAAGUAGAUCCAGAUGUCGGCUUCAAUGUGGAAAUCAAGUACCCUAUGAUGCAAAUUAAUGGAGAACACGAAUGCGAUCACUAUUUUGAGCGGAAUGAGUUUAUCGACGUCAUCUUGGCUGACCUGCUCAAUAAUGCUGGCAAUAGGAGGAUCAUGUUCUCCAGUUUCGAUCCGGACAUCUGUUCUUUGAUAUCUAUGAAGCAGAACAAAUAUCCCGUGUUGUUCCUGUGUGUUGGAGAAACACAGCGCUAUACUCGGUUCCAAGAUCAACGCACAAGCACUAGUCUUACUGCCGUCAAUUUUGCCGCUGGAGCUGAUAUCAUGGGCGUGAAUUUCAACUCUGAAGAUCUUUUGAAUGAUCCAUACCCGGUCAAAAGAGCUAACGACUUUCGGCUGAUUACAUUCGUCUGGGGAGAUGAUUUGGAUAAAAAGGAGAAUAUCAAUUACUUCAAAAAAGAGCUAGGGGUUGAUGGUUUGAUUUAUGAUAGGAUCGGCGAAGAUGAGCGCCGAAGAAAUGUAUUUAUUGUUGAACGUGAACAAAAGCGAGCUCUCUUCAAGAUUAGUUCAGGGAAUAAUACACCUCAGAGAACUAUAUCUCCACUGGGGUCAAACAGCUCGCGAUCGUCUCUGGAUGAUGCUUCUUUGAUACACGACCAUGAACAUGAGGCUUUGAAAAGUUAUAAGGAGAUCCCUGAGAUCUCCAAUGACGUCGCUUUGAAUCGCAUCGAUGUCUCACCCAAAGUGCAGGUCACUCGCUCAUAGCUUUUUGCUAUUUAAUUAAAAUUUUCUCCCCCAUUUAUACGCGUCAUGUCCAUAGCAUUUGCCUUUUAUGACUCACUAGUGGAUUCGUAUUCUUCUUCAAACAUUUCUGUUUCUCAUACUUUCAUUCUGGUUUAGAUGCUGAUU